UAAAAAGUGCUAUGACGGGUAAUUUCACGUGCUCUCUCCUUUGCACCGUUCCCACUGUGGUUCACCAUUCACACCAACUAGUCAGUGCGUUCUCGGACACAAAAGAAAUUGCGACAUCACCCCUGGUCCAGCCAAGAUUCAAAUGCUUUGAUGAAAGUCACUGCUCCACCAUUUGAACCCUCUCUCCGGAAAUAUUGAUCACCAAGAUUUUGUAAAUUUUUUUGCUGGACAUGAAAGAGGAGCAGAAAGAUUUGAAGAGACUACUGUAACGCGUCAUAAAGGACCACUGUGCAAAUUUAAUGCGGCAUGUGAAUCUUUCUAAAUAUUCGGAGUAAUAUGCUAGUACGCCACUGAAACAAUUUUGACAAAUUUGAAAAAUGGAAGAUGGGGAGCUUGAUGUGAGGAGAUGGGAGGACCUGGACAUAGAUAUACUCGUGAAGAUAUUUCAGACAUUUGACAUUGUCCAGUUGACCUCUGGGAUUGGUCAAGUUUGUAGCACAUGGCGCCUAGCUGCAUGUGACCCUCUGCUGUGGAAAAUGCUUGAUCUGUCAUUGCUGAAGUCUAAUUUCAUCAAGAUUCCCUUAGAGCCUUAUGUGUACGUGGACGGUCGGUCUGAUAGAACGUUAACCCGAGUUUUGAAGAUUGCCUUGAACCUCAGUCGUGGAAAUAUACUGACUUUGAUUUUCCAUUACAAUCUAUAUGUCAGUGAUGAUCAAUUGACCUAUGCUGCUGAAAGGUGCCCUCGUCUUAAACGCCUUGUUAUGCCUGCUUGGAAUAGAAUAAAAAAGACCGGAAUCUGUAAGGCAGUUCAUAUGUGGAAAGAUCUUGAGUCACUAACGAUGCCUAGUAUAGCAAAUCCCCCCUAUCUCAUGGAGGAAAUUGGGAAGAACUGCAAGAAGUUCUCCGAACUCAAAAUUAUGGGUCCCUGUGAUAUUUUCUUUGCAUCGACGCUAGUCGCAUUUGUUCCAAAUUUGAAAGUCCUCAGUCUUCGGUGCUCAAUACUAGUUAGGGAUGCCCUGAUCAUACUUCUGGAUGGCUUACAACAAUUAGAAGUGCUCAACAUCUCCCAUUGCCUGCUUAUUGAAGUUCCUACACCUCCUGCACCGAAAAAGGUUGUCAGUCAAAUUGACGAGUUAAUUCUGCAGAAGGCUUCUAGGUUACGCAAUUUUAUAACCUGCAUGAAUCAGUCAUGCAUUAUGUGUCAGCGCACUAGAAAUGAUGAAGGGCUGAUAAGGUGGUACAAGUAUGAAGAGGAGCUCUGGAAAGUAGAUGAGGUGAAAUCUCUUGCCAUCUGACUAUGUAUAGCACUCUGAGAAGUAGGUCAGAUUAGGGAUGUCUUGCUGUAGUUUUGCGACAUAUUUGAAUAAAUCAUAUAAAUAAACUUGUAUAAGCCAUCUAUCCAAUCACUGGAUACGGAUGCAUAUGCAUCAUCUGACCGUGUAGCAGUCUGCUGUGAGAGCUGGUUUUGCAGGUGAACUUCUAAGAAGAGAUAAGUUGUACUGAUCUGUAUCACCCUUGUACAUAGAUAUUUCGUUUUUUCUCAUGUUCAGAUCGUGUUUUUAACUUCGUAGUAAAUGUAUACCUCAUGUUGUGUCUA
Messenger RNA from Coffea arabica (coffee), 1597 nucleotides. Its product is annotated as F-box/LRR-repeat protein At3g48880-like. NCBI's taxonomy places the organism in Eukaryota, Viridiplantae, Streptophyta, Magnoliopsida, Gentianales, Rubiaceae. The record is from RefSeq and is a predicted model, not a curated record. Gene Ontology annotation, molecular function: protein binding.